CGUUGCCCACACACAGACACUCCCCCUCCUGACUCCACCCUCCCCUCCCACCCCGGGAGGCAGCAGGCACAGGCAGCAGGGCGGAACCUCGCCUCUCCAGCUGCGCGGUCGCCGCCGCAUCAAUCUUCCGCCGCGGGGACCUCUGAUCAACUCGGAUGGCCGAGGCCUGGCAGCCGUCGUCGUGGUCAGAGAUCCCGCGGGACCUGGCCGGCAUGGUGCUCCGCCUCCUCCCGGCCUACGCGGACCGCGCCCGCUUCGCCGCCGUGUGCCCGCAGUGGCGCGCCGCCGCGCGGCAGCUCCCCCUGCCUCCGCCGCUGCCUCUGCUCGCGCUCCCCGACGGCACCUUCUACAGCCUCCCCUACGGCAAGCCGUUCCGUUUCCCUGGCUUUGGCUGCGUCGGCUACAAGGGCGCCGCCUUUGGCAGCUGGCUCGUCUUCCCACGGGACAACGGCUGCUUCUUGUUCGACCCUUUCGCCGGGGCCACCGUGAAGCUCCCUGCUCUGUCUUGCGUCCGGCUCCGUCCACCAAAUGCAGCUGAUAAAUAUGUGAAGUAUCAGGACCAUGUUACACCAAAUGGUAAACAUUACAUUACGUGGAUGGAUAUCAGGGACGCCGAGUAUGUGCCCACAUUAACCAAGCUGAUCGUGUGCUCGCCGAACCUCGUCGCAGCAUUUGUUGGCACUGGACAAAUAAGUCAGAUUCUAAUGUGCCAGCCAGGGGCUUCCUCAUGGUCUGUACGUGCGUAUGAUCCAUGUCACAUGUUUGAAGACAUGGCUUUCUAUCAGGGAAAGCUCUACGCCCUUGCUGAUGAUGAAAACCUCCUUGUCAUCAACAUCAGCCAAGAUCCAAGCACCGGCGACCCACAGGUCUCUCGAAUUGGACAGGUCAUCAAGGGUGAUCCUGACCCUUUGUUUGACGCUUGGUUCCCAGAUGACACUACGGGCAGCAAGAAGCUCUACCUAGUUGAAUCACGUGGUGCACUGCUGAUGGUACGCAGGAAGGUUUGCUGCAGAAUGGUAGAUGACACGAUUGUUGCUGGACGGAUUAGUGAGUUUGAGGUGUUUGAGGCUGACUUCGAGCACUCACGGUGGGUGAAUGUGACAACUCUUGGGGUUGACCACAUUCUUUUCCUCGGACGAUCAUGCUCCAGGGCUGUGUCCGCGUCUCAGUAUGGGAUGUCCAGCGACCAAAUCUUCUUCUUAGAUGAUGUAACGGAGAAUGCUGUGCACUACUCCUUUGAUGAGGAGAACACUUCUGUCAAUGUCUAUGACAUGAGGGAUGGCGAGAUCUCCUCUCCUUUGCCGAUGGUCUGGAAGCAUGAGAUGAUUCUUGCGACAUGGCUGUUCCCUCGGGACUAAAGUGAAGGUGUUACUAUGCAGCCCUGGCAGUGAUUACUAGUUACUCUGCCCAUUCUGUGUUGAUUAAUUACUCUUAUGCUAACUGUUAACCGCAUCAGUGUUUUGGUGGCCUUAGUAUGUUGGCUACUUCCCUUUGGGGAAAAUAUGGUGGUAAGCCAUGUGCCUGUACAACCUAUGAAGUACAGCAAACACUAAAUUAUCUGACCGUAGUUCGAUCCAUGCUUGGUACCUGUGAGAACAUUCUGGAUCGCACAGUGCUUGAAUUGUGAGCUUAGUUGUGAUGAACCUUAUGCUACCA
Molecule: messenger RNA, 1656 nt
Organism: Setaria italica (foxtail millet)
Lineage: Eukaryota; Viridiplantae; Streptophyta; Magnoliopsida; Poales; Poaceae
Exons: 2
Coding region: 156-1358 (400 amino acids)
Molecular function (GO): protein binding
Source: RefSeq, a predicted model, not a curated record